CAGGAAGCAACCCAGCAACAGCCCGCAAACAGGUCAUCGGUGAUACAUAAAAUGAAUUCACCAUGGGAGUCCGUCAUCUUAUCGCUUACCUCCAGCCGUACGCAACGGUAGUAUCAUUAGCUGGAGCAUCAAUUGUGGUUGAUGGACCUGCGUUUGCCCAUCAUGUUUACUAUCUCUGCCUGAGAGCAACACCACAUGCUCGAAAUGGCUUCGAGGCAGCUCCCUCCUACCCGGUCCUGGUCAAAACUGCUUUGUCGUGGCUAGAUAGGCUCCGAAAUGUUGCUGUGAUUAAUAAGAUUUAUUUCGAUGGCUUCUUGCCAGCAAGGAAGUUCAACACCAGACUUCAACGACUUAUCGAUCAAACUCGCCGAUUGACCCAAUUCCAUUAUAAUACUCCUGCACCUUGCCGGGCAGCCUACCCCCAGGUUGAGAACGAGCUUUACAACCUAUUCGACAGCAGUUCUCCGGGAUUACACAUUACGAGCCUCCCUCCGAUACCUUUCCUAGUCCCAGCUAUUCUGGAGGUCAUUCAGAAAUCUGCCGAAUAUGGGCCUAUCACAACUGUCGUUCCUGGUGAGGCUGACCUAUGGUGUGCUGAGUAUGUGAAGCAACACGGAGGGCUUGUUCUCACGGGAGACUCGGACCUUCUCGUGCAUGAUCUAGGACCCGAUGGUUCUGUAUCAUUUCUGACAGAUAUACGUCCUCUCCCGGAAAGUCCAAAUGCUGGACUUUGCAGCCCUGUGUACAGGCUUGCAAGUAUUAGAGAUCGGCUCGUCCUCCCAAAACCAAACGGAAUACAGUCUUUGGCUUUUGAGAUGGUAAUGGACCCUGACAUUUCAUUCCCUAACCUUCUCAAACAAGCUCAAGCCUCGGACGCAAUAUCGAACUAUCCUAAGAGAUUCGCAGAGUUCAUUGAGGAGUAUUCUCAAUCAAUACCAACCCUUUCGCAAAAUAUCGGCGACUCCACAACUCAAGCCGUCCUUCAAAAGUUAGAUCCUCGAAUAUCGGAGGGUGCAUUGCAAUUUCCUUGGAUUGCGAAGAGACAUGGCGACAAACCGCUUUCACCAAUUCACACAUUCCUUCCAUUCCUGCUUGAUUGCCCCAUUCGUACAAGUGCAUGGGAAUGCUCAACGCCUGUUCGGCAAUUAGCCUAUGGAAUUCUCAAUCUCAUAGCUUGCAAAGACGAGAAGAUACCGAGCAUCUUUGAGCAUAGGAAGCAGAUGGACAAGUCCGGCGGACGAGAGUUGGAGCUCCCUGACUUUUCGAGUAUUUCAGAAGCAUGCGACUCGACAUUAAGUCUCUUAUCAGAGUUGCGCAGUAGUCUCCCAAGACUCGGUGCAAGGCAAAUAUGGAUAGCUUUUGCCAUUCAUCUGCAUACACAAUGGUCAAUUGCCAAUGAUAAGUCUUCUCUCACCACUCUUUUUAUGCAACAAUUUGUGCAACUCAAAGACCAUGAAACAUGGGAAAGUUUUAGUUGGGAAGCGAUUCAAUUUUUUUCUGAACUUCAAGCAUCUCUCUAUUCUUGCAGGAUUCUCAAGCAGAUUUUGGGCCUGGUGAUUGCACAUGGCGGUACCGAAGCUCUACCCAAGUCUUUAUCAUCAUUGUAUGCCAAGUUACAAUCGCUGCCCGACCUUACAGAGUUUCCAACUCUUGGUGAUGCAUCUUCUGCCUUGAGAAAGAAGGGCGGUCAGGAAAUCAUGGUCACUAUUCAAUGUGUAGUGGACGCUCUGCUUCCUUUGCCCGUGGUAGCUGCCCAGACGACGCCCAAGGCAAAAAAGAAGCGUAAGAGAGGGUUGCAUCUAUCUGAGCCAUCUAACGAUAAGAAGAGACCAAAUAAUCCCUUUGAGCUAUUAGAAACUGAAUGAAAAUAAUUCAAGC
This is a messenger RNA of Mollisia scopiformis, 1878 nucleotides long. RefSeq lists its product as uncharacterized. NCBI's taxonomy places the organism in Eukaryota, Fungi, Ascomycota, Leotiomycetes, Helotiales, Mollisiaceae. Bases 63 to 1865 code for a protein of 600 amino acids. The record is from RefSeq and is a predicted model, not a curated record. The transcript has 2 exons.